CCCUUCACACCCACGUCUCUCUCUCUCUCUCUCUCUCUCUCUCGGGUUUCAGCGCCCUUCCCUUUGAAUCGUUUUUGUCUCCAUCCGCCUGCACUCUCUUUUUCACAGAGAGAGAGAGAGGGGAAAAAGAGAGGGGAGAUUCAUCGCUCAGGUUGUAGACCGUGGACCAGUGUCGCUCUUGAUAGAUAGAUCUUUGGAUGUCUUCUCUUUGAUGAGGUUCUCUCCCGACGAGAGAUUGGGCAAAUGACAUGUCGUCGUCGAACUCUCCGUGCGCCGCGUGCAAGUGCCUCCGCAGGAAGUGCACCCAGGAGUGCGUCUUCGCCCCCUACUUCCCCGCCGACCAGCCGCAGAAGUUCGCCUACGUCCACAAGGUGUUUGGUGCGAGCAACGUGACCAAGCUCCUCAACGAGCUGAACGUCUCGCAGCGCGAGGACGCCGUCAACUCCCUCGCCUACGAGGCCGAGACCCGCCUGCGGGACCCAGUCUACGGCUGCGUCGGCUACAUCACUAUACUCCAGCACAAGCUCGACCUGCUCCAGAAGGAGCUCGCCUCCGCCAAGAAGGAGCUCGCCGCCUACAUGGGGCCCCACGCGAUGGUCCCCACAAUGAUGCAACCCCCCGGAGCUCCAGCGUACAUGGGGAAUCCUUCGAUGUCCACGGUGGUGCCCUACAACAUGAUGCCGAUGAUGGGCAUUCCGACUGGCGCCAGCGGCGGCGGGCCACCGCUAGUCAUCAGGGACCACCAGAGCCAGCAGCAGCAGCAGCAGCAGGCAUUCGACGCACAGCAACUCGCAGCCGCCGUGGCAGCAAGGGAGCGGCAAGAGAUGAUUAGGGCUUACGAGCAGCAGCAAAUUAGACAGCAGCAACAGCAACAACUAGAAAUCAAGUUCGACGCAGGCGGCUUCGAUGGCGUGGCAAACUCGGUGUCUCCGUCCAGGUACAACCCUGCGAGCAAUGUAAUCCCUCCGCCACCAGCUUCCCCGUCGCUGGCGUUGGGGAGCUUCGACAAUCCGUACCAGAUGCAGGCACACCAGCUGUCGCUGCAGCCACAACAGGGACAAGUGCAAGAUCAGCAAGAGCUUGCUCAAGAGCAGAAGCCUGGAAGCGAGGAGCGAGGCAACAACAACAACAACGGUGGUCCUUCCUGUUGAUGAACAAUUUCCUUUUUUUGGCUAAGUUCUUGUUUCUUCCCAUGCUGAGUUUCUUGAGGCGGUUUUUAUGGUUCUAGUUCAUAGAUGAGGAGAGAAACAGGCGGAACAUAUAAAGAUGCAGAGAAUGUGGUUUGUUGUUCCCCAGUGGAUAUAUCCUGGGUUCUGAAGCCUUUUUUUCUUCCUGGGAGAUACACAAAAAGUGGCUUAGAGAGAGAUACAGAACAAUUUCUAGGAGCAAAUAAUUUUUUUGAAGUACAAUUUCAUCCUUUAGUGUAAUGAUGUUCGUGAUUCUGUCUUACAUUGAAAGAAAUUUGUAAAUUUGUAUCCAGGAAAAUUCUAGUCCUUUACUCAUUUAUUUUUUUUGUUCAUUCUCUAUCGAGUCUAAGUCGAUUGUCUUGAGCUAGAUGUGGCGUUUAAC
Messenger RNA from Rhodamnia argentea, 1569 nucleotides. RefSeq names its product protein LATERAL ORGAN BOUNDARIES-like. The coding region runs from base 249 to 1151 and encodes 300 amino acids. The transcript has 3 exons. NCBI's taxonomy places the organism in Eukaryota, Viridiplantae, Streptophyta, Magnoliopsida, Myrtales, Myrtaceae. The record is from RefSeq and is a predicted model, not a curated record.